UUCAUCUCACUCAAGCUUAAAAACACAAGCUCAUCAAAAUCUCAGUUAAUUAAGCAUUUUGGCACAUUAGCGAAAAUGAAAGGAGCAGUGAUAUCAAUGUUGGUUGUGUUGGCCAUUGUUCAAUUCGUGAUGCCAGGAGAGGCUGUGGAUUGUGGGCAAGUGAACUCGUCCUUGGCCUCUUGCAUUCCAUUCUUGACAGGAGGGGUCGCUUCUCCUUCUGCUUCCUGCUGUGCUGGGGUCCAGAACUUGAAGACGCUUGCUCCCACCACCGCUGAUCGAAGAGCUGCAUGCGACUGCAUUAAGGCAGCCGCAGCUCGCUUCCCAACUAUAAAGCAAGAUGCUGCCUCGUCCCUUCCUAAGAAGUGUGGUGUUGAUAUUAAUAUCCCCAUCUCCAAAACCACCAACUGUCAGGCGAUCAACUAAGAUGAAAGUGAGAGCCCAAAAAUAAAGAUUUGAGAGCUUUGAAUUGUUGAAUUUUGUUUCCCAUCCUCCUCCUUCUUAGCUAUAUUUGAAUAAAAGAUUGCUCUCUGUAUGAACCCAGCUUGUACACCUUGUUCUACUGAAGCUCACGAAAUGAUAAAUGAGAACUCGUUUCACAAUA
Molecule: messenger RNA, 601 nt
Organism: Ricinus communis (castor bean)
Lineage: Eukaryota; Viridiplantae; Streptophyta; Magnoliopsida; Malpighiales; Euphorbiaceae
Product: non-specific lipid-transfer protein A-like
Exons: 2
Coding region: 76-423 (115 amino acids)
Biological process (GO): lipid transport
Cellular component (GO): membrane
Molecular function (GO): lipid binding
Source: RefSeq, a predicted model, not a curated record